This is a messenger RNA of Fusarium sp. VM40, 1485 nucleotides long. The record is from the annotation of a GenBank genome assembly. NCBI's taxonomy places the organism in Eukaryota, Fungi, Ascomycota, Sordariomycetes, Hypocreales, Nectriaceae.
AUGUCUCGUUUGACCAUCUCAUCAACAAUAGGCCUUGUCUGCCUUCUCGCAAAUCCCGUCGCGGGUUUGGCUGGAUGGUGGACGUGGUCACCCGAUACUCUCACGCCUCAUUUCGCAUACCAAGAUCCCGGAUCUGGAGACAUUUUACAUAGCUCGUGUAAUAGCAAUGGUUCAGCCGCGUUUUUGUCCGAUAAGCCCAAUAAAUUUCCCCUAAAAGCCCAGCCAAAGCCUGCGACGCCACUAGCUGUGACGGGUUGGUGGGACGACGAUCUGAACACGCCAAUCGCUUCCAUCUUUUACCAAGGCACCGACGACUCGAUCGUAAAUGCGUUCUUUACAUGCGACAACAAGACAGGCAACUACAAGCUCGACCCCGAAGGCAUCGACAUUGUUUCCGACUUGGCGGGCGCACCCUCUGUACAUGAAAAGACCGGACUAGCAGUCACAGAGCUAGGAGAUUCGGGCGGGUACCGGCUCUAUUAUCACGACGAAGAUGGACUGGUGAAUUUGAUGGCAUACGAUGACGACACCGAUUGGCGAUACGAUGGCCCAGUGUCACUCAAAAAGACAGCUGGGAAGGCUAUAGCUGCCCUGCAAAUAAAGGGCACCAAUGUUUCGGUGGCUUAUCCAUAUGACAGCAACAACAUUGCUGUUGCUCACUUCAACCAGGAUAAUAAGAACAAAUGGAGUUUAGAAUCAUUCCCAACUCCCUUCGAUAGCCCGGCGCCGACGAACAAUACCGACCCUUCGGACGUACGACUCGAUACUUCAGGAGACAGCUCGCUUAAGUUAUCAUCCUUCGAUAACGCUGCCGUCAAUCUCGGCAUUGCGGCCGGUACAAAACAACGAUUAUCUAUCCUAUAUAUUGGCAAAGAUGCCCAGCUACAUGCUGUAUCUAGCAAUGGUGGCGCUUGGGAAGAGGAGGAAAGCCCCGGAUCAAAAGAAUGGCCCGAGGCGGAUGAUGAGUCAGGGCGCCUGGCCGUCGUUUCGCCCUUGGAUUCUAGCGAUAUCUGGGUAUACUACCUGAGCGGAGACAAGGUUCUUGAGCUGCAUAGAGAUGAGAGUGGUUCAUGGGCCAAGGCCAAGACGCCAUCUUCGACAACCAAGAGUGACGAUUCUAAAUCGGAUAACGAAUCGGAUGGAAGCGGUGACUCGACAAGAACUGACGAUAGCUCUGAUACGAAAACGAGCGAGAGCGCUGCUGCUUCUCCAGCGACAGGCAUGACAACUGGAGCAAAGGCAGGCAUUGGAGUUGGAGUCGGUGUUGGUGUGCUGGCCCUCUUGGCUGCCGUGUUCUUCUUCCUCCGCAAGAGGCGACAAACACCGGGUCCCGGCCAGCGCAAGGAUUCAGUUGGAGAACUCGGAUCAGGGGCUAGUUAUCGUGCUGUUGAAAUGCCCACUGUGGUACAUGACCCGCAGGAAUUGGCAGCGACCCAGAACCAGAAGUAUGAGUUGUUGGGCGACACUGGACAUAGGGCAUCGUAG